UUGCAUGUGUGCGAAGAUAGUAGGAUUUUUUUAGCUCUAGCCUUCUUCUCAAUUUUCUAGCUCACUCUUUAUAGAAGUACUUACACAUGGCGGAAAAGAGUUGACAAGUGUACAAAAGUAUGACAAGAUCAUAGCAUCCGAUGAUGAAGACGAUGCUGGCAACAUUAGUGCUGAUGUGGUCAAAGUUGCGCACUUUGGUGGUGGCGAUCUCGAUUCCACCAGAAAUGGUGACGAAAAGCCCAGUCGAAAAGAUAUAAUUGCUGAGCUUAUUGCCAAGACUCGGCAGGCUAGAGAAAGUAAGCAGAAUGCAAAGGAUGAUAUGGAAACGGCCACAGAAGAAUUAGAUGCUAAGUAUCUGAAAAUUCUGGAUAAAGUAAAGAACACUUUUCGUCCCGUUGGAGCUACAAAAUCUGAGAAACCGCAAAAAGAUGACUACGACCAGCUGGCUUUGAGUCUCAAAAUUGAUGCCGAUGCACGAGCUACUCCAGCUGAACGCACGAAAACAGCGGAAGAACUUGCAGCGGAAGAGAAGCAUCAUCUAGAAGAAAUGGAAUCGCUCAGAAUCGCAAGAAUGAAUGCAGAGAAGAAUAAGCGUGGCCACAUCUCUAUUGACGCCGAUGUUUCGAAUGAACCCAAGAAGAAGAGCAAAAAGGAAGGCUUUGAAGUUCGCUUCGAUUCCUCUGGUGCCCUUUUGAACAAGGAUAAGGUAGAACGUGUGACCAAAAAGAGGAUCUUGGUUGACUCUGAUGACGAGGUAACUGAUGAGGAACUCGAGGGCGAGAAUGAGGAAGAGCUUGAUGAUUUGAUUGCU
Cylicostephanus goldi is the source of this 811-nucleotide messenger RNA. The record is from the annotation of a GenBank genome assembly. Lineage: Eukaryota; Metazoa; Nematoda; Chromadorea; Rhabditida; Strongylidae.